AUGCCGCAAAUGGGCGGGAGGGCCCCGGACACCGCGGUGGGCCGGCGGGAAGGACAGGCUUGGGCGUGCCAAGCCGCACAUCCACCCGCCAAGAAGCACGCGCUCUGCGAUCGCACCCCGCCGCGCUGGGCCCUGGCUGCCGCUCUGGGCGCCAUGCCCAUCUCGUGCGCCGCCGUGCGACCCGCCCACUCGCGACGUUGCCCGAGCCCCUCGGAGCGCACAGCGUCUGUCUGGCGCCUGCGGGUGGCUGCGGGACCUGCGAUCGGCGACAUGGGAUCACACCCUGCCCGCACGCCGGAUAUUGCGGGGAAGAUCGUGAGACGGGCCCACCAGUACUUGGGAGCGUUGUGGGACCUCGUCCCGGACGCACUUGUUGCAGCUGCGAACCGUCGACGGGCGUAA
This is a messenger RNA of Postia placenta MAD-698-R-SB12, 402 nucleotides long. RefSeq lists its product as hypothetical. NCBI's taxonomy places the organism in Eukaryota, Fungi, Basidiomycota, Agaricomycetes, Polyporales, Adustoporiaceae. The transcript has 2 exons. The record is from RefSeq and is a predicted model, not a curated record. Bases 1 to 402 code for a protein of 133 amino acids.